AUGAAUUGUCAAGAAUUUUGGGAUAAUUGUCGAAGAGAUAUUACGGAUGGAUGGCGAAUACUUGCUGAUAAAUCAGAAGUGAAAUUUGAAUGGCCAAUAAAUUGUCCAAUUGAAGUGCGUGAACUUGUUGGACCGGAACGAUUCGAUGCACAGGAUCCGAAAUUCAUGAUGCCGUUUUUCUGGAAACGGGAUCCUGUACCAGCAUCUCGUUCCUGGGGUAUUAUUGUUUGUGCAAUUGAAUGGAGUUUUGGUGUUAUACUAUUGCUACUCUAUUCUUUGCACUAUAUUAUAGCAUUUUUUACUUCUGAAGGUGCAAAUAUUGUAGCUUUUAUAUGUUUUAUUACAUUAUUACAACUUAGUAUAUUUUUUAGCGCAAAAGUAAGUUUAUAA
Messenger RNA from Brugia pahangi, 390 nucleotides. The record is from the annotation of a GenBank genome assembly. Lineage: Eukaryota; Metazoa; Nematoda; Chromadorea; Rhabditida; Onchocercidae.